AUGUCGCUGCGGUCUGCGUCGACUGCAGCCGCGGGCGAGCUGCUCCUGUCGACCUCCAAGUCGCGCGCGUCCUCCGCGUCGUCGGUGUCCAUCUCUCCGGCCUCCGCGAGCCACGCGCGCAGCCUGGCCACGCCCACACCUGGUGCGCGCGCCGUGCCGAACGACGUGCCGCUGCGCUUCCACUGGGAGGGCUACCUGCAGAAGCGCAGCGACUGGCUCAAGCACUGGGAGACGUACUACUUCGUGCUGCGCGGCCGCUCGCUGUACUGCUACCUGUCGGAGGAGGACGCGCGCCGCCAGAACGCCAAGUCCAAGAUCAAGAAGGGCAAGUUCGGCUUCUCGGAGCGCGUGUCGCUCGUCAAGGCGUGGGACGUGGAGGAGACCCCGGCCGGGGGCAGCUCCGGCCAGACGGGCUCUGCCGCCUCCACACCCGUCGCCGGUGCUGGCUCGCAACCGGAGGUUGCGGUCGACGCGGCGGCGGCCGCUACGAGCCCGUCGUCAGCAGCGACCGUAGACUCCGAGUCCUCCUUCAGGUUCACCAUGGCCACGCACAAGGGCCACCAGCUGCACUUCCGCACCAACUCGGAGGCCAGCAAGCACGUGUGGCUGCAGUUCGUGGCCAACGCCAUCGCGGACUAUGACCUCGCGGGGCACAUGCGGCCGGCCGUGCAGCGCCUUCGGACCAACGUGGUGGACUUUUACACGGGCUACGAGUACUUCUACGCGGCUCUGUGUGCGCGCGUGUCGGCCGAUGAAGGGGGAGUGAGGAUGGAUGUGCCUCCCUCGCCGUCCGCAACCGGACCGGGUACUCCGGGCGUCGGAUCGUCCGAGGACACGGACAGAUCGAGUCUCACACUGGCGCUGCCGAGCGGCAAGAAGCCCACCGCGUCCUACAUGCCGGUCACGCCCAACCAACCCAUGGCCAAGACGAACGUGGUCGCGCCGAUGGACCACGCGCUGCUCCGCUUCUUCUCGCUGCUGAAGUCAGACGUGAUCCUCCGUAGCAACUACCUGCCCAUGGUGCCGUUUGAAGGCAAGUAUCGUGGAUACGCAGGUGUGCUCGAGUACUUUUCCAGGUUGUCCCAGUCAGUGCAGAUGGAGCAGUUCAUUGUCGAGAGCAUCCAGAUGGAGGAGGACGAGGAGCACGACGAGGCCCCGGAUUUCGAGUCUCGUCCCCCCCGGAACCGCAACAGGGUGGUCGUCAUCUCUGGGAGGGAAACCAUGCAGGUGCGGUACAACCAAACUACGUUUAUGCAGCAGUGGACGCACAAACUGCACUUCAAGCCGAAUGAUAACGGGCGCGUUAGCCGCUGGGAGAUUUUCGGCGACGUCGUGGCCUCCAGCGUGGUGUUCAAAGCCCCUGGCUGCACGACGAAUCUCACGCUACCGUCGCUGGCUGAGCGUAUCCGUGAGUCGGUGGUUGGUGGUUAUGUGGUUUCGAUUAAUCUGCACCAAAUUACGGACGUUCGGUCGCACGAGUUGCAAGGCGACGAGUUCUUCGUACGCUGUUCGCUGGAUACCAACGAAUUUGAAGGCGUGUGGCACACGGAGGCGCAGUCUCGAGCUGCCGCCCCUGUGGAGAUCCCCGGCGAUUCAUCUGGAAGCGAGCUGGCGUCUUGGUCCUACAACUACCAGCAGGAGCUGUAUCUGCAGUUUGAUCGGCUAUCGCGCGAUGACAACACGGUGCUUCUCAUUGAAUGCUGCCGCAACUCGAACCACGAGGUCGUGGCGCGCACGCACGUGAAUCUUGCAAGCUUCUUGAACGGCAGCAGUGGUGUUAGCAGUUUCGCCACCACGGGCGGGACAAUUUCCAGUCGGUUGAUGGGUCGACGCAGCCGUCGGAAAACCAACAGCAAUGCGUCGAGAGUAGGCGAGAUGCACUCCUACGUGCUGUCCAACGACCACCAGAGCUUCUUCGGUAAAUUGCUGCUGGGCAUCACGAUCUCCGCCAUGUCCCAUCGGUCGGUAUCGCAGCGGUCGUCGACGUCAAGCUUCCGGGACAGCUAUCGGGACAGCAUUGGGUCAGAUGAUGGCAGUAUGGGUCCUCCUUCCUUCGCGUCGAUGGCGUCGUUCGAAAGCUCGUCGACGCGGAACAGUUUCCGCGCGUUCACCAAGCAGUUUUCUCCACCUGGGGAGGACGUCAUGCAUCAGUUUGUCAUCAACGGCGUACGGUAUCAGUUGGCUGAGAAGUACCGAAUGGUGAAGAUCGUAGGAAAGGGUACGUACGGUGAGGUGAUCGCAGCGAGCGAUUUUGUUCACGGCGGCACGUUCGCGAUCAAGAAGCUGGGCCAGUUCCUGCGGCAUCCGAAGGUGGCUCUGUUGGCUUUACGCGAGAUCAAGCUCAUGAGUGAAAUCGGCACACAUCCGUGCCUCAUGGGCUUGCACGAACUGCAGCGGCCAUUGGAUUACGAGCACUUCGAAGAUCUAUACAUCAUCCAGCCGCUCAUGGAGACAGACCUGUGCCGCAUUAUCCACUCGAAGGAGAGUUUGAGCGACGACCAAGUGCAGUACUUCUUGUACCAGAUGCUGUGCGGCAUUCACUACCUGCACUCAGCGGACGUCUUGCACCGUGACAUCAAGCCAAGCAACAUCCUCGUGAACUCGGACUGUCGGAUCAAGAUCUGCGACUUCGGGCUGGCUCGGCACGCGAACGACCGGGACCUGGCUGAAGGACUGUCUGAGUACGUGGUCACGCGAUGGUACCGAGCGCCAGAGCUCCUACUCGCCAACGCGUACACGAAGGCUAUCGAUAUGUGGUCUAUCGGGUGCAUCUUUGCCGAGCUUCUGGGCCGGCGUAUUAUGUUCCCGGGGACGUCCUACGUGGACCAGCUCAAGGUGAUUGUGGACAUCGUGGGCACGCCCACGACCUUCAGCUUCUGCGAUAACCCUGUGGCACGUCGCUACGCUGGUCGGCAGUUCCUGAUCCAGAGCCAGAAGGUGCCCAAGGUGGACUGGGCGCAGGUCUUCCCGGAGGCCAACCCGGACGGACUGGACCUGCUGGACAAGCUGCUGCAGUUCGACCCGGCCAAGCGAAUCACGGCGGCCGAGGCCCUGGAGCACCCGUACGUGAGCCAGUGGCGCGACCCGCAGCUGGAGAUGCCGUGCCACGCCGAUGUAGCGACGAAGCUCACCCAGUUCGACUACGCACAGGUGUCGUACGACCCGCAGACGCUCAAGGACCUGCUCUACCAGGAGGUCAUGAAGGCGCAGCGGCCGCCCCAGCAGCAGCCUCAGACCAUCGCCGAGUGA
Messenger RNA from Phytophthora sojae, 3249 nucleotides. RefSeq lists its product as hypothetical. NCBI's taxonomy places the organism in Eukaryota, Oomycota, Peronosporomycetes, Peronosporales, Peronosporaceae. Gene Ontology annotation, biological process: protein phosphorylation; intracellular signal transduction. Gene Ontology annotation, cellular component: cytoplasm; nucleus. The coding region runs from base 1 to 3249 and encodes 1082 amino acids. The transcript has a single exon. The record is from RefSeq and is a predicted model, not a curated record. Gene Ontology annotation, molecular function: MAP kinase activity; ATP binding.